Molecule: messenger RNA, 1616 nt
Organism: Neocloeon triangulifer
Lineage: Eukaryota; Metazoa; Arthropoda; Insecta; Ephemeroptera; Baetidae
Product: melanization protease 1-like
Exons: 8
Coding region: 255-1499 (414 amino acids)
Biological process (GO): proteolysis
Molecular function (GO): serine-type endopeptidase activity
Source: RefSeq, a predicted model, not a curated record
UGAAUAAGCUUCGGGCGGCACCAAGCAAACGAAGAGCCCAUCGAAAGGUGGCGUCUCAAGAAGGGCCGACCUCCGACAUUUAAUUACGGCGUGACGUCACGGCGCACGGUGAGAAAGUGGUGGCGCGACCUUGGUGGCCGCCGUCGCCGCGAGUCUGCCAACCGACGACUCAGUUGGUUGUUUUGCUUCUUCGGCGUUCGUUCUCCAAUUCCUUGCGAUCCGCGGUCUCGAAGAAGAGGAAAAAAAGGAGCGCGAUGCUCGUGAUUUGGGCGCUGCUUUCGUCGGCGCUCGUCGGCCUCGGCCACGCCCAGACCGCGUGUUCCAACACCCUGAGCGGCGCGCCCGGCCGCUGCAUCAACAUUUACAACUGCACGUCGGUGGUGCUGGUGCUGCGCGAGCAGCGACCCCUCUCGCAGGAAACCGUCCAGCGCCUCCAGGCGUCCCAGUGCGGCUUCGAGGGCACCACCCCAAAGAUCUGCUGCGCUGACCACGUGUCCCUGCCACCAACACCACCAACAGGGCCGCCAGCGACGCCAGCGACAGGUCGGCCCGGAGGCGGCAAACCACCCGGCGGGGUCAACGGUCCGGGCCCGUCCACCUCGAGACCAAACCCUGCGGCAAUAACUGGGGUGCUGCAAAGGGUCGCUGUGGGCCCCAGGCACCCUAAACUCAAUCUCUUGCCAACGGAUUCGUGCGGCGUCACGACCUUUGACAAAAUCGUCAAUGGCAAGGAGGCUGACCAGAACCAAAUUCCCUGGAUUGCAAGAAUUGGAUAUGAGACAAGAUUUGGUGAAAGCUACCGCUGCGGUGGUUCAGUGAUAAGCAAACGAUAUGUUUUGACCGCAGCCCACUGCGUGACCAAACUUCCGAACGGACUCAAAUUGAAAUCCGUCUUAUUGGGCGAGUUGGACGCGAAUUCUGAGAUUGACUGCGUGAAGUCCUUUGGCCAGGACGUCUGCAGUGCGCCUCCGCAGUCCUUUGGCAUCGAGCAGGCCAUUCCACACCCUCAGUACAAUCCGACCACCAUCCACAACGACAUUGCCCUCCUCAGGCUGAACAGGGAUGCCGAUUUUUCAGUCGAUUCCGUCAGGCCCAUCUGCUUGCCAAUAGCAGCCAUUCAGUUCAAGAAUCUGGAUACGGUAAAGGCUUUCACCGUGGCUGGAUGGGGAACUACUGAAAAUGGUUCCUCUAGUCAGAAGCUGCUCUUUGCGUAUGUGCCGCCGGUGAACAACCAGAAGUGCAAAGAGACGCAUUCAAAGCAGGCGCAAAUCAUUGAAUCACAAAUUUGCGCUGGCGGGAGCAACCAAGACUCGUGUGACGGCGACAGUGGAGGACCACUUAUGGUUGACGAUGUGGUUCAUGGUGAUUCUUCACCGAGAAGUGUGUUGGUUGGCGUUGUGUCAUUCGGCCCUGUUCGAUGCGGCACCAAAGAUCAGCCCGGCGUCUACACUCGCGUCGGCUACUACGUGGCCUGGAUCCUCGAAAACAUGAGACCGUGAACAAACAAACAAAUCGUUGUUUUGCUAAUAAAUUAUACAAACAAACUUAUUAUAUUAUAAAAGUUGUAUUUCUCAUGAGGGAAAAUAAAAGAAUUAUACAAAUUAAUUUUAUUACAA